Molecule: messenger RNA, 2942 nt
Organism: Talpa occidentalis (Iberian mole)
Lineage: Eukaryota; Metazoa; Chordata; Mammalia; Eulipotyphla; Talpidae
Product: inactive phospholipase C-like protein 1
Biological process (GO): lipid metabolic process; intracellular signal transduction
Molecular function (GO): phosphatidylinositol-4,5-bisphosphate phospholipase C activity
Source: RefSeq, a predicted model, not a curated record
CAUUGUUUUCAAAUUGUUUUGCAGGAUCCUGCAAACCAAAAAUGUGGUGGAAGAAAGAAAACUGUGUCUUUCAGCAGCAUGCCAUCAGAAAAGAAAAUCAGCAGUGCCAGCGACUGUAUCAGCUUUAUGCAAGCUGGCUGUGAACUAAAGAAAGUCCGACCAAAUUCUCGCAUUUAUAACCGUUUUUUUACUCUGGACACAGACCUCCAAGCUCUUCGCUGGGAACCUUCCAAGAAAGACCUUGAGAAAGCUAAGCUUGAUAUUUCUGCCAUAAAAGAGAUCAGACUGGGGAAGAACACGGAAACAUUUAGAAACAAUGGCCUUGCUGACCAGAUUUGUGAAGACUGUGCCUUUUCCAUACUCCAUGGGGAAAACUAUGAAUCUCUGGACCUAGUUGCCAAUUCAGCAGAUGUAGCAAACAUCUGGGUGUCAGGGUUACGGUACCUGGUCUCACGAAGUAAGCAGCCGCUUGAUUUUAUGGAGGGUAAUCAGAACACCAAGGUUCAUGUGGUUGAAACAGUGUUUGAAGCAGCAGACAUUGAUGGGAAUGGGAUUAUGUUGGAGGACACCUCUGUAGAGUUAAUAAAACAACUCAACCCUACUCUGAAGGAAUCCAAGAUCAGGUUAAAGUUUAAAGAAAUCCAGAAGAGCAAAGAAAAACUAACCACCCGGGUGACAGAAGAAGAAUUUUGCGAAGCUUUUUGUGAACUUUGCACCAGACCAGAAGUGUACUUCUUACUUGUACAGAUAUCUAAAAACAAAGAAUAUUUGGAUGCCAAUGAUCUCAUGAUCUUUUUAGAAGCUGAGCAAGGAGUUACCCAUAUCACUGAAGAGAUGUGCUUAGACAUUAUUCGGAGGUAUGAACUUUCUGAAGAAGGACGUCAAAAAGGAUUUCUUGCAAUUGAUGGCUUUACCCAGUAUUUGUUGUCACCAGAAUGUGACAUUUUUGAUCCUGAGCAAAAAAAGGUUGCCCAAGAUAUGACCCAGCCAUUAUCUCACUACUACAUCAAUGCUUCUCAUAACACCUAUCUUAUAGAAGACCAGUUCAGGGGACCGGCUGAUAUUAAUGGGUAUGUCAGAGCUUUGAAAAUGGGCUGUCGAAGCAUUGAACUUGAUGUAAGUGAUGGUUCAGACAAUGAACCAAUUGUUUGUAAUCGAAAUAAUGUGACAACACAUCUUUCUUUUCGAAGUGUCUUAGAGGUGAUAAACAAAUUUGCUUUUGUUGCUUCUGAAUACCCACUCAUUCUUUGCUUGGGGAAUCACUGCUCCCUACCACAGCAGAAGAUAAUGGUUCAACAGAUGAAAAAGGUCUUUGGAAAUAAACUCUAUACUGAAGCACCUUUGCCAUCAGAAUCCUACCUCCCAUCACCGGAAAAAUUAAAAAGAAUGAUUAUUGUGAAAGGAAAGAAAUUGCCUUCUGAUCCAGAUAUUUUAGAGGGAGAAGUAACAGACGAAGAUGAAGAAGCUGAAAUGUCUCGGAGGAUGUCAGCAGAUUACAAUGGUGAGCAGAAGCAAAUCUGGCUGUGUAGGGAGCUCUCUGAUUUGGUAUCAAUCUGUAAAUCUGUUCAGUACAGGGAUUUCGAACUGUCUAUGAAAAGCCAAAACUAUUGGGAAAUUUGCUCAUUUAGUGAAACAGAGGCCAGCCGAAUUGCAAAUGAAUACCCAGAAGACUUUGUAAAUUAUAAUAAGAAGUUCUUAUCAAGAAUCUAUCCAAGUGCCAUGAGGAUCGAUUCCAGUAACUUGAAUCCACAAGACUUUUGGAAUUGUGGUUGUCAGAUUGUAGCAAUGAAUUUCCAGACUCCAGGUCCAAUGAUAGACCUGCACACAGGCUGGUUUCUUCAAAAUGGAGGAUGUGGUUAUGUUCUAAGGCCAUCUAUCAUGCGGGAUGAAGUUUCUUACUUCAGUGCAAACACAAAGGGGAUUGUACCGGGAGUGUCGCCUCUUGCUCUUCAUAUCAAGAUCAUCAGUGGUCAGAAUUUCCCAAAGCCAAAAGGAGCUUGUGCCAAAGGGGAUGUCAUAGAUCCCUAUGUUUGUAUAGAGAUACACGGAAUACCAGCUGACUGUGCAGAACAAAGAACUAAAACUGUACAACAAAACAGCGAUAAUCCUAUUUUUGAUGAAACGUUUGAGUUUCAAGUAAACCUACCCGAACUGGCCAUGAUUCGCUUCGUUGUUCUGGAUGAUGACUACAUCGGGGACGAGUUUAUCGGGCAGUACACAAUACCUUUUGAAUGUUUGCAGCCUGGAUAUCGACACGUUCCCCUCCGCUCCUUUGUGGGGGACAUCAUGGAGCACGUGACCCUUUUUGUCCAUAUAGCAAUAACCAAUCGAAGUGGAGGAGGAAAGGCACAGAAGCGAAGCCUUUCAGUGAGAAUGGGGAAGAAAGUUCGCGAAUAUACUAUGCUCAGGAAUAUCGGUCUUAAAACCAUAGAUGACGUCUUUAAAAUAGCAGUUCAUCCUUUACGAGAAGCCAUAGACAUGAGGGAAAAUAUGCAGAAUGCGAUAGUGUCUAUUAAGGAACUGUGUGGACUUCCUCCAAUUGCCAGCCUGAAGCAGUGCCUGCUGACCCUGUCCUCUCGGCUCAUCACCAGCGACAAUACUCCCUCAGUCUCUCUUGUGAUGAAAGACAACUUUCCUUAUCUGGAGCCUCUGGGGGCAAUUCCAGAUGUGCAGAAAAAGAUGCUGGCUGCUUAUGAUUUGAUGAUUCAAGAGAGCCGAUUUCUCAUAGAAAUGGCAGACGCGGUCCAGGAAAAGAUUGUGCAGUGUCAGAAAGCAGGGAUGGAGUUUCAUGAGGAACUUCAUAAUCUGGGGGCAAAAGAAGGCUUGAAAGGAAGAAAGCUGAACAAGGCAACCGAGAGCUUUGCUUGGAACAUUACCGUAUUGAAGGUAAAUUAAGUAUCCAAAUGUAGAGAAGCAUCAGUGGUUGAAUAUGGUGAUUUGAA